GCUGUCAUUGAACAAAACAAAGCUCGUUUCUGUAUCGAUUUUGCAAGCAAGAAAAUCCACGGCCAGUUAUAGUAUCAAUAAAAUAAUGGCUCUUUACGAUGAUCUCGACACAAAACAUGGCCCCGAUAAGGUGGCUGGAUGGUCUUCGGGACUGAAGUUGUUUCAGCAGCAAUUGCAAGUGAAAAAAGUGAACCAACCGACUAUAACACCGAAAGCUAUUUUGCGGAAACCAGGUACCAAGAUACUUACGCCGGUUGUGCUGAAAGCCAAAAAGGAACCUUCGGAACAGACCUUUCCGUUCGUAGCAUCCAGUGCAGGGUCAGGCCCUAGCUCGUUAGUGGUAGAACCGAGCACCGUCGUUAAACCCUCUAAAGUACCCAUCACGGUCACGACGACCAAUGCAACACCCAACCCAAUCAGUGCGGCUACGGCCGAUGAUUACAAUUGGGAAGUGGUGGAUGAGUACGAUCCGAUGUGGCCAAACGAAUACGACAAGCUGGUGAAAGACAGAAAAGCUAAAGAACCUCCAAUCAAACCGCUACAGAGUGGUUUCAGUAGAAACAGACGCGAAUAUAAACGUUCGUUUGGUAUGCGGAUGAACAACAACAACAAUAGUAAUACCGGCCUCAGCCACAGUGGACAGCCCGACGAUGAGGGCCCGGCGGCGAAGAAGUUUAGUGGGUUCGCUGGUCGUCCCUCGUCAGACGACGAAGAGGAGUUCCGUCCCGGACAAAGCCGUCCUUCGGGUGCGGCUAUUGCACCACCGCCAUCGCUACAGGAGUCUAGUGCCGGUGGUAUCCCUACAGAAGGUGGUUCGAAAGUUUCACAGCUUGCUGCGUACGGUGGUAGUUCAGUGGCGGCCAAAAUUAUGGCAAAAUACGGUUUCAAAGAUGGACAAGGGUUGGGAAAACAGGAACAAGGCAUGGCAGUCGCGCUGCAAGUGGAGAAAACCUCCAAACGAGGUGGAAGAAUAGUACACGAGAAGGAUAUUCCAGCUACUGGUUCUGGGACGAGCAGCGGUUCUGGUACGGAAGGCGUAACUUCCCCACCGAGCGCAGGACAAAUGACUUCCGAACCAUCCAUAACAGAGAUCAUGAAAUCCCCGAGCAAAGUGGUUUUACUACGGAACAUGGUCGGUCCAGGUGAUGUUGACGACGAGCUGGAACCGGAAGUGAAAGACGAAUGCAACACGAAAUACGGUGAUGUGGUAACGGUGGUGAUCCAUGAAGUCCAGGAUGUGGUGCCCGAAGAAGCGGUACGCAUUUUCGUCGAGUUCAAGCGCAUGGAAAGCGCCAUCAAGGCCGUGGUCGAUCUGAAUGGACGGUUUUUCGGCGGCCGGCAAGUGCGAGCCGGGUUUUACAAUCAGGAAAAGUUUGAAAAUAUGGACCUAGGAGGUUAAGGGAGUGUGGCAUUUGAACAAAAAUAAAGUUCAAGCUUCGCAAAGUGUAACUAAA
Anopheles funestus (African malaria mosquito) is the source of this 1454-nucleotide messenger RNA. It is a transcript of the gene Spf45, whose product is annotated as splicing factor 45. Gene Ontology annotation, biological process: mRNA cis splicing, via spliceosome; alternative mRNA splicing, via spliceosome. The record is from RefSeq and is a predicted model, not a curated record. NCBI's taxonomy places the organism in Eukaryota, Metazoa, Arthropoda, Insecta, Diptera, Culicidae. Gene Ontology annotation, molecular function: RNA binding. The transcript is spliced from 4 exons. Gene Ontology annotation, cellular component: precatalytic spliceosome. The coding region runs from base 86 to 1399 and encodes 437 amino acids.